Molecule: messenger RNA, 1439 nt
Organism: Salpingoeca rosetta
Lineage: Eukaryota; Choanoflagellata; Craspedida; Salpingoecidae
Exons: 15
Coding region: 1-1167 (388 amino acids)
Biological process (GO): DNA-templated transcription
Cellular component (GO): RNA polymerase III complex; nucleus
Source: RefSeq, a predicted model, not a curated record
AUGAUUAAAUCGAGGAUCAAGCCGCAACAAAAGGCGUUUGAAAUGGACUUUCCUCUCGAUACAGAGAGCCCGAACGUUGACAGGAUCAAAGCGGGCGGACCUGGUUGCUCAUGCGGAGGAGGUUUGAAAGUCCCGGCCAAGGCAGCGGUCGCGAAGGCGGUUACAAAUCAGCACGCCAUUGGUGUCGUCCACAACGGAAUGCUGUACAUCAACCCUGUGCAGGCCGUAUUCCAGAUGCGCCCCAGCCUCAGCUACCUUGAUGAGAAGGACAAACGCGAGGCGGCACAGAAAGCGGCCGACCAAGCAGAGGUGUCGUCGGCUCGGGCGAAGAAACCGGACGAACCGCCAACAAAACUCAGGAUGCAAGUGAAGCGGCGUGAGACCACGCGGGCAACGGCUGCACGCGAGCGGUCGUAUGCACACCACCAGGCGCUCAUGGAAGAGGAAGAAUGGAUCAAAAUGCCGGUCGUCCAGAAGCACACGCCCCGCGCGAAGCAAGUUGCGCAGAAGCUGGUCAACGCCGGCACCAGCGCAGCGAAACCGCUCAAGCCGCAGCCAGACGAGUACAUCACGCGCCUCACCCCGACCCCAACACAGCCCGUUGUACAGCAACGGUUCAUCACGGACAUUCAGGCGCUGCCGCUGAGAGAGGCGCUCAUUGAGCUGUUCAAGCAAGCGCAAGCGCUGCCGAUGGCGGAUGUGCUUCGAUAUCUGCGUGAUGGUGCGGCGGUGAUGGAGGCACUUCCAGACGUCGCCAUUCUCCUCAGAGGCAACUGGGUUGCACGCAGCACGGUCGUUUUCACUGCCGCCGCCACGACCGACGGCAGUGAUCCGCGCGCACAAACACACGCCGCCCUCGCCAGCGCCCGCGACUAUGUGCUCGUGUGUUUCCGGCGCGGCGCUGUUGUGAAGCGUUCGGAGGUGAUGCAGAAAUUCGCUCUUCGCCGCGAAGACGUCGAGCUCAUCCUCAAGCCCCUCGCCGUGCAUUACAGCGGACACGGCUGGGUGUUUAAGCUGCCCGACUACGAAGCGUUUGUGGACGAGUUCCCUGCGCUGGCGCGAAACCAGGGCGAGGCGUGGAAGCAGCUCGAACACAGGUUGAGGGGCAGCGGUGUUGAUGUGGACGACGCUGGCGGUGACGGGGGACGCGUCAGCCCCAGCAUAUGACCACGGACGCGCGAUGUGUGAUGGAACAUUGUGACAGAGGUGAUAAGUGUCGUGGUGGCGGCGUCCUUGUUCGCUCGCUCGCAUAGUGCGGUGUGUGGCGUGUACCUGAUCGAUGUGAGCCCAUAUGCUGUGGUUUGGGAGGGAAGAGCAGUGUCAUAUUGGGUCAACACAUCUCGUCAACACGCGCUCGCACGCGCAAAACCAGCCACUUGGCAAACAACUUCAUGUCAACAAAGCAGCGGCGAAACACGGCGGGAGCACACACACACACA